Nicotiana tabacum (common tobacco) is the source of this 1303-nucleotide messenger RNA. Its product is annotated as ABC transporter I family member 1. Gene Ontology annotation, biological process: cytochrome complex assembly. The record is from RefSeq and is a predicted model, not a curated record. Gene Ontology annotation, molecular function: transmembrane transporter activity; ATP hydrolysis activity; ATP binding. Lineage: Eukaryota; Viridiplantae; Streptophyta; Magnoliopsida; Solanales; Solanaceae.
UGCUGUUAGAAAUAUACUAUGAUUGUCUUCUCUCCAUUUCUAUCUUUUUUUUUCUAUUUUAUUUAGAAAGGUCAUAACUUGUUUUAUGAAAUGCUGAAGCUGUGAGUAUUAGCCAAAAAGUUGGAGCUACUGGAAAUGAAGUAAUUACAGAAUUUGUUUCGCAAUUUCUUCUGAGCUCCUGUAAGAUUCGAAAGAGCUUCAGCAACCUUUUGAUUCUUUUUAUUCUCUGUGGAUACUCAACCAAGGAAGUUUUAUAUCCAGUACUGAUCGUUGUCCGUCAUUCACUUGACAAUGUCUUUGCGUAGACCUCCCCUUCCUCGACUUCUGCUGAACAAUGUGUCUUGCAUGAGAAAUGCUCAACAAAUACUGCGCAAUGUAAAUGUUUCCCUCCAUGAUGGUGGUGCACUUGUACUAACGGGCACUAAUGGCUCUGGUAAAUCGACAUUCUUGCGCAUGUUAGCUGGUUUCUCGAAACCAUCAGCUGGUGAGAUACUCUGGAAUGGUCAUGAUAUCACUGAUUCAGGUGUUUUUCAACAGUACAAACUUCAGCUCAACUGGCUCUCUCUUAAGGACGCUAUCAAAGAGAAGUUCACAGUCCUUGAUAAUGUUCAAUGGUUCGAAGUUCUUGAAGGCAAGCAAGGAAGAUCUCUGCCAGCUUUGCAGCUUAUGGGGCUUGGAAGAUUAGUAAACGAUAAAGCACGAAUGCUUUCUAUGGGUCAAAGGAAAAGGGUACAACUGGCCAGAUUGUUGGCAAUUGAUCGGCCUAUUUGGUUGCUUGAUGAACCUUCGGUAGCAUUGGAUGAUGAAGGUGUGAAAUUGCUCGAGUACAUUAUUGCAGAGCACAGAAAAAAGGGUGGUAUUGUCAUUGUCGCCACCCAUCUGCCUAUUCAGAUUGAGGAUGCAAUGUUUUUAAGGUUGCCGCCAAGGUUCCCAAGAAGGAUGACUUUGGUAGACAUGCUUGAUCGAGGUGGCCUGGACUGAUCUUUCUGAAAAUAUAAUCCAAGUGUAAAGAGACUGUGUGAUGAAUUUAAAAGGGAGCAUGCAAUUAGAGAAACUACAGAAGUGUGUGUUGUGCCAAAUUUUCUUGUGGUGGCAUCAGAAUUUGCACUUCAUUUCAUUCUUGAUGGUUGCAAGAACUGCUUCAAAAUUUAUGUAUUUAGAAUAUCUAGGUACAAGAGGUAACGGGUUCGAGCCGUGGAAGCCUCUUGCAGAAAUGUAGGAUAAAGUUGCGUACAAGCCCUUCCCUGGACCCCGCGCAUAGCGGGAGCUUAAUGGAUCGGGCUGCCUUUUUUUUUUUUUUUUU